Aspergillus viridinutans is the source of this 1413-nucleotide messenger RNA. RefSeq lists its product as uncharacterized. Bases 1 to 1413 code for a protein of 470 amino acids. The record is from RefSeq and is a predicted model, not a curated record. The transcript has 2 exons. NCBI's taxonomy places the organism in Eukaryota, Fungi, Ascomycota, Eurotiomycetes, Eurotiales, Aspergillaceae.
AUGCCCACACCAUCUCCGUUCCGUUUUCCUCCGCGUCCGGGUUCAUCUGCUCGACCUAGUGCUGGAUCUCAAUUUGCAUCCACUCCUCGCUUUUUGUUAUCUCAGAAGCCGAGUGAUCCGAAAAAAGCAAAAGCAAAGGAUGAGAUCAACACUAGUGAUGCGCAGGAGUCGCCGCGAUCAACGCCUCUCCCCACGGCGCGGGUCGCGCCGCAGCAAAGAGGACGAGAAUUAAUCGAGGACUCGCAAGAUGAUGCGACACAUCUCCUCAACUCGGGGCUGAGGAGAACCACCGAUGAUAUAUCUGACAGUGAGACGAACCACACAACUCCGCCGGAGGAUGCUGGCGAUAUUGAUGUCGCAUUUGAUGCGCUUUUCGGGCCGACUACAAUGGAUCGCAGGAAAAGACGCCGUAUAUCUCUGGAUGAAGAACCAUCUACGACUCAACCCGCAAAGCACAACGCAUACAUGAUCCUGACAUCUUCGCCGGAGACUUCAGCGUCCAUGGCAGAUCCGCCUUCGUCGCCGAUCCCAUUCCGUACUCCAAAGCAGAGUAGUCUGACAGCAGCUUCGCGGAGGACCGUAGCUGCUGCACAGCAAACGCCUAGGCCUGCGACUCCGGCAAGUACAGGACCAUUCCGCGGCCAUCCUCGCUUCAAGAUGUUUCAACCAGCAUUGAGCAGCCAGUCGCAAUUGACGGCACCAUCUGCGUCACAAUUACCGACCCCUGGACCCCAAAAACAGAAGCCAGUCUUUGUCCUGCCUCGCUCUCCGUCUCCAUCACGGAUGGACGACGAAUCAAUGAUUCCAACUCCAUUCUCCCCAUCCUCUCGUGCUCUUCGUCGGCGAGGCCGUCCCCGAUCCGGUACUGCAAACUACUUACCAGGCGGCAUGGCCUCGGACGUCCGCAGCUGGAUCCUGGAAACGGGAACUAAAAGCGAACAGAUGCAGAAGCGUCUGAAUUCUUCUUCUAGGGAUUACCAGACCCAGGGGCCACCUGAUCUAGGCCGGUAUUACCUUGUUCUUCGCAUCCUUGACGUUCGUCAGUCUGCGCUGGGAAGCUCCGGUCCACUGGCUUAUAUACAUGGCGUACAAGUCACUCCUCCUGGCGAGUCCGAACGCGCAAACUCGCAGUCGAGGAGAGUUCUCCUUCUUGGUCCGCCUAGGCUAGCUAGCUCGCAGUCCUCUCGUGCAAGAACUCAAAUUCCUGAGCUUCGCACUGGUCAUUUGAUCGGAGUGUUUCGGAGUCUGGUCUGGGAGGUUGGCUUGGAACAGUUGCAUCUAGAGGGGAAUGUGCCGAGGGACGAAACGCAAGAGAACGAAGAGCUUGUGAGCAGUCUUCUGUGCGAUACAAGCACCGAGCAUCUGGAGAAAUGGCUCGUUGGGAUGGAAUGGGAACUAAUCGACCAGGGUUGA